Molecule: messenger RNA, 630 nt
Organism: Microthlaspi erraticum
Lineage: Eukaryota; Viridiplantae; Streptophyta; Magnoliopsida; Brassicales; Brassicaceae
Source: the annotation of a GenBank genome assembly
AUGGCGAAUCCAGCGCAACGAAAGCGAUGGAUUAUGAGCUUUACGUCAAUGGCUUCACGGAUUUACUUCCUCUUGAUCAUACUCCAGAUCCCUCUCUUCAGGGUUCCAUGUAGAUCUGGUAUGUGUAUGUCGCCUAUCCAUGUGACAUCCUCUCAGUUGAUUGCUAGUGAGAUCUUUCCUGUUCCGGUGAUCAAGGCUCUCUUAUACCCUGGUGCUGUUCUCAAUGGUCUUGCCAGGAACAUGACGUUUCCAAAAUGGGAUAGAGUCUUAGAUAUCUAUAACCUCACCAAUGUCAAAGAAGCAUCUGCAGUGCCCGAUCUUCAGCGCCUAGAGGUUCUUGCAGGGAGCUACUUUUCUGUAGCUGGGGCGUUUGUGGGUUUGCUAAAGCCAGGUAGGAUGAGCAUGUUUGGGUCAUUGCUACUAGUUUGGGGUCUUGUCAAAGAAGGGAUCUUACGGAAGCCAGUGAAUACCGACCCAUCGAGAACCGUGUAUGUGUACCCAACCAUGGUGUUUGCGAUGGUCUGCGCUUUCUCUAUGAUUAAGUAUGACUUGAAUAAAGCCAAGAAGGCCGCUCCUGCUCGUCCCAUUGCUAAACCUCUUAUGAGCUCUGCAAAAUCUAAGCUCAAGUGA